UCGCGCCGCGGAAAAUCCCCACGAGUCGACCGCCGCCACCGUGCCGGCAGCAGCAGCAGCAGCAGCAGCAGUGCCAUUCGAUCCGUGACCGUCACACGUGCGCCGCACCCGCCGUCAUGUUCGGAAUCAGUGCCCUAGGCCGGGGCCCGCAUCGCGACCGUAUGCACCGCCGCCACGGACUACGCGUCUCCGACCGCCGUCGUUAGCUGCGAAGGCAAUCAGAGGGCGCAUGGGACCUGCUGCACCGUUGCCGGCACUCCGCAGCGGUUACAUUCAUUCGUCGAACAUCUGCACCGGCUAGUGUGCAGCGUAUAAUUUUAGCAUAUCACCGAGUCAUCGUCGUCAUCGUCGUCACUAUCAGCACCUGCGACAGCAACAGUUAUGACGACUUGCGCGGCGGCUAUGAUAAGCGGGCUGAUGGUCACGCUAUUUAUCAGCUGGACCGUCGUCAGGCCGACGCUGUCCUGCCGCAUAUCCGAAUUCAUGUGCAAGUCGACAGGCGGGUGCAUUCAGCUGGAUGAAUACUGCGACGGCAAGUACGACUGUCCCGACAGGUCGGACGAACCGCCGUCCUGUACUGCGUGCAAUAGGACUUAUUAUGGUGAAGUAGGAAAAUCUUACAGACUGACUGUAAAGAAAAUACAAAAGGAAAGACCAUUCCUGUGUCACUUGAGUUUCACUGCGAGCGGACAAGAACACGGAGACUUUGUAGAACUGAUUUUCGAGGAGUUCCGGUUGGGCACGCUGUACCUGGGCGAGUGCAUAAGCGGCGAGAUGCAAAUACUCGAACUCGGCCGGCCCUACGUGGGCGGGUCGUGGUGCGGCCACGGGCCCACGGACGGCGCCGCGCCGGCCGUUUACUACAGCGAAGCGGGCACGGUGACGCUCACGCUGCGGAUACCCGUGAGCGGGCUGUACACGACGCUGCCGUUCGCGUUCGGGCUGCGGUUCAAGUUCCUGGACAACAAACAGGCGUCGGUCAGGCUGGGCACGGCGUCAGAGCCCAAGGAGCGCGGUGAGCUGGUGCCCGGCACGCACUGCAGUCGCAAUUUCUACGAGUGCUACCGGAAGAGGUGCUCGCUGCAGUCGCCCAACUACCCGGGCAUGUAUCCGCGCAACGUGACGUGCAGGUACACGAUCCGGCAGAAGAUAGUGCCCAAGUGCAAGCACGCAAUGGUGUCGGUGACCCAGGGCCGGGCGAGCUCCGUGCAAGCGGCUCACAGGUCCGGCGGCGGCAAGGCGCAGCAAGCGGCGUCCAUGGGCGCCGUCAACGGGACGGCCAUCGUGCGCGUGAACGACAUGUGCAGCGAAAACGAGGACAGGCUGGUGUUCCACGACGGGCCGUCCGAGGACGACCCCGUGCUGUUGCGGUACUGCGGCGGCCCGGCGCUGCCCCGGGUGGUGGCCAGCGGGCCCACCAUGCUGGUCGUGUUCAAGUCGUGGGUGCACAACUCGCCGGCCACGUUCUCGUGGCCGCCGCCCGUGUCCCGGUUGCGGAGCUUCGAGCUGGACGUGCGCAUAGCGUUCGUCGACUCGGACUCGCUGGACUACGCCAAAGGGUCGACGUGCGACUUCACCGUCAACGCGUCGGCCACGCCCAAGUCGCGGCGCGGCGUGCUGGUCAGCCCCCGGCACGCGGUGCCGCCGAACAGCACGUGCACGUACCGGUUCCAGGGGCUACCCGACGACCGGGUGUGGAUGUACUUCGAGAGCUACGGCCACCGGAGCACCGGUCACUUCCUCACGUUCAAGCCGUGCCCGACCCGGCUGCGGAUAUGGGACGGCGCCGGCACGCUGUUGGGCGACCACUGCGACACGCCCAGGCUGUGCGAACACAUCGCCGCGGCGUCCACUUCCGCGUCGCCGAACGCCACGCGUCCCAAGCGGCCGUGCACGCUGGACGAGAGCUACCUGUCCAAGUCGCCCAGCGUCAUAUUGCAGGUGCACUCCGUGCUGGGCACUGUGCUGGAACCGUUCGGGUUUCGGCUGCACUACGAGUUCGUGGACAGCGGCGUGUACGACCGCGAGACCGACGGUGACGCGUGCGUCGUCGACCACAGGGUCCGCGAGUCGAUGGACCUGACGGAACCGCGGAACGUGUUCCUGUACGGCCGGGGAGGCGCCAAGGGCCUGGACUGCGUGUACCGGUUACAGGCGGAACCAGGUUACCGGUUGCAGAUCGUAAUGCGCAACGCGUCGUUCGGGUCGCGCGAACGGGCACCGCUGGCGGCCAUGGCCAGGACGGUGACCGGAAAGUACGCGUGCCCGUUCGGCGACGGCGGCCCCAGACUGGUGGUGCGCGAGGUGUUCUGGCGGACGGUGCGCGUCGAGCGCGGCUGCUUCUGUCAGAACUUCACGGAAGCCGCGCUCGGCACGCAACAGGUGACGUUCGACACAUCGUCGGACCGCGUGGAGAUCCACUUCCGCGUGCCCGGGCUGGGCGUCACCGACGACUUCGCCAACACGUACUUCAACGCGCACGUCCGCGUGCUCCGGUGGCCGGCGUGCCCGCGCAAGCAGUGGGUCCGCGGUUCCGGUGGCGAGAUCGAGCUCGCGUAUCCGCCGGAAUCGCGGGACGACCUGCACUGCCGCGACGUGCCGUGGCUGCUCGAGGCCCGGCCCGGCCACAGCAUGUUCGUGCAGACGUGGGGCCGCUUUCUGCCGGUCAACUCGUCCGCGGCCCCGUGCCGGACCCGGAACCGGUUACUGCUGUACGCGAUCCGGCCGGACGUCCGGUUGGUCGGCAACGUGUGCCCGGCGGAGUCGCGCGACGGCCGCCGGGACACGCUGUACAUGUUCUCGGACGAAUGGACCGACUUCGUGCCCGACGAACAGCAGAACCCCAGCUUCAUGGUGGAGUUCGUGGCCCAGGAGGCCGGGUCCAUGGCGUUCAAGUGGCUAGAGGUGUCCAAGCCGUCCGCCAAGCACGCGCAAGCGACGCCGCCGGCCAAGCGCAACCAGUCGGAUGCGGGACCGCACGCGCACCGCGGGUUGGGUUGCGAGUACGGCUGUCCCGAGCUGGAGGCGUGCAUCAGUCCCACGCUGUGGUGCGACGGUCACCGCAACUGUCCGUCCGGCGUGGACGAGGCCGACCUCGAGUGCCAGACCAAGUGGCCGUCGUUCAAGGUGCUCAAAUCGUACGGGCUGCCGGUGGUCGGGCUGGGCCUGGCCGGCGUCGUGUUCGCCGUGCUCGUGUGCGUCUACUGCCGGAGGGAACCCGAGUACAAACACUACGAAGAACCCGAACCGGCUACGGAGAACACCAACAGAUCGUGUUCGACGAUCGCCUCCUGACAACAGUCCUCGGUCGACACCGUUGACGUAAUCGACCGAGAAACGUGCGUUUGAAAAAAAAAUAAAAAAAAAUUCGUUCUUGCUCAAGCUCUACGCCCCGCGGGGGGGUGUUGUUUGAUUUCUAUGUAUAAUUACACUCAUUCUUAUUAUUUAA
This is a messenger RNA of Rhopalosiphum padi (bird cherry-oat aphid), 3448 nucleotides long. RefSeq lists its product as uncharacterized. Gene Ontology annotation, cellular component: plasma membrane. The coding region runs from base 382 to 3294 and encodes 970 amino acids. Gene Ontology annotation, molecular function: protein binding. The record is from RefSeq and is a predicted model, not a curated record. The transcript is spliced from 4 exons. Lineage: Eukaryota; Metazoa; Arthropoda; Insecta; Hemiptera; Aphididae.